Messenger RNA from Helicoverpa zea (corn earworm), 1819 nucleotides. RefSeq names its product mediator of RNA polymerase II transcription subunit 19 (gene MED19). Lineage: Eukaryota; Metazoa; Arthropoda; Insecta; Lepidoptera; Noctuidae. The record is from RefSeq and is a predicted model, not a curated record. Gene Ontology annotation, biological process: positive regulation of transcription by RNA polymerase II. Bases 123 to 836 code for a protein of 237 amino acids. The transcript is spliced from 3 exons. Gene Ontology annotation, molecular function: transcription factor binding; transcription coregulator activity. Gene Ontology annotation, cellular component: mediator complex.
GUUUUUUUUUGCAAAUUUGUCAAGAAGCUCUUCGUUCGAAGUGAGGGUGUUAAGUUUUUAUCGUUUUCUUUAGUGAGAUUUUCUUUUCUUUUGGUUUGUUAUGUAGACAAUGCAGAUGCAAGAUGAUGUCUGAUCAGUUUAGAAAAGUAGAACCAUAUUCUCCGAAGUCCUCGCCGCGAGGAGCGAGGUCACCAGUGGUUUCUCGUCAGGAUUCCUCUGGAACUCUCAAAACUACCAUCUCACUCGGCAAGAACCCGUCUAUAGUGCAUAGUGGACCAUUCUAUUUGAUGAAAGAACCUCCAGGAGAAUGUGAACUCACAGGAGCAACUAAUUUAAUGGCUUAUUAUGGACUUGAGCACUCGUAUAGUAAAUUUAAUGGCAAAAAACUUAAAGAAUCACUAUCUUCCUUCCUGCCAAAUCUCCCUGGAAUCCUUGAUGGGCCUGGACAAGAGGAUAAUAGUACUUUAGGGUCGGUGAUAGCUAAAAGGCCUAUAGGUGGUAAAGAAUUACUACCACUAACAAGUGCUCAACUAGCUGGGUUCCGGCUCCAUCCAGGGCCAUUACCUGAACAGUACCGGUAUGUAAGUGCCACCCCACCAAAGCGACACAAGACCAAACACAAGAAACAUAAGCAUAAGGAUGGGGUGCCCCCAGGACAAGAGACACCACUUCAAGACUCCUCCAACCCAGACACAUAUGAGAAGAAACACAAAAAACAGAAACGGCACGAUGAUGACAAGGAACGUAAGAAACGGAAAAAGGAGAAGAAGAGAAAAAAGCAGAAACAUAGUCCUGAGCACGGCGGUCUCACUCCGAGCCAGCACCCAAUACCUUAAGCUAUUGUACUUUAGUGUGUAAGUUGAAGCUAUUGAGCCCAAAGAGACGCCAUAUAGUCUUAGCAGUUACACUCAAGUAUGGGCUGCAACCAAAAAGGAUUUAUCUCAAUGUUGACUAAGGUGUUUCUGGUGACAAGGCUGCAAUUACUGUAUAUAAUGUAUUGUAUGUAGAUUUUUUUAUUAUUCACAUUCAGCGUAACAUUUACCACAUGAGUCUCAUCUAUCAUAGUCUUUACUCCUUUUUCAAAUUUUCAGGCAGCCAUCACUCUGUGUAGUAUUAGUUAUAGAAUUAACUACAAAUAAAGGUGUCAUUGGGAACAGAUGGAAGAUUGUUUAUCAACAAGAAAGAUAAGAACUGAACUGUUAAUGUAUAUGUCAAAUAAAAUAGAAAGCUACAAACGAUAAUUGUUUUACAAUUAAUUGAACAAAUGAUAAUUGUUUUGCAAUUAACCAUAGUUUAUAUUUCAGUAUUCUGUAGUUUUCAAAAACAAUAUUUGAUUACGAAUUAUCUUAAUUAUUAUUUUCUUUAUGGCUUGAGUUAGCUGGUCUAAAUCUUGUUAUAGAUAGAGUUCGCCAAACCUAUGGCUGCUUGGCUUCCUUUGGAGCAUCUCCGCCGCUCGCUGAAGCCGAUAUACGAUAUUCUGAACCGCCAUUAUCAUUGGAACGAACUCUAGCAAAUUAAUGUUUGGAAGGAUAAAUUGUAUGAAAGGAGUGUACUGUGUUCAUAGGAAUAACAUUAGUGAUGUAUGUUAGCUUAAGAUAACUCCCGUCAUCUCUUUGGGCUUGACUCUUAUGGAAUUAAGUUAUAAUUAAUAAACAUAAUACAGUAAUGAAGAUUUUCUUAUUUUACCAUUUUCUUAGAAUUGUUUCCAUAUUUUCAGAAAAGCCAUUGUAAAUAUUCAUAUCAUACAUCAUUUUGUUUUAUUUUAUGUUUAAGAAGUACCUACCACUCUCAUAGACGUAAUAAAUUUGAUAGAAUGUUA